Molecule: messenger RNA, 327 nt
Organism: Suillus clintonianus
Lineage: Eukaryota; Fungi; Basidiomycota; Agaricomycetes; Boletales; Suillaceae
Exons: 5
Coding region: 1-327 (108 amino acids)
Source: RefSeq, a predicted model, not a curated record
AUGCGUUUCUCCCUUGUCCUCGCUGUUGCUGCUGCUUUGACAACAUCAGUAUCUGCCGCUGCCGCUUUGACAACAUCAGUAUCUCCCGCUGCCGCUGUCAGUCUGGGCAUAGCCAGUGUUCAGCCUGCAGUGAUGAUGCCUUUUGUAUCUUCUUUGUAUGCUUCUACUAGUGUGGUAAUACUAUCUGCAGCCAAGGUGUUGACUGGGAUUGCAAAUGCAGAAUUGAUAAGUCGCGAGCGAGGCUUUCACUUGGGCGGAGACAUUCCCGCGCCUCAAGGAGGCCAGGGAGAAGCAUUAGUAGGCGGGUCAAAAUCUUGGUUGGCGUAA